AGCUUCCCCUGUGAACAUUCCGCCGAUGUGGUGUACAGUGACAGCAGGCGCUUGUCUACAAGCGCCAACAAUGGACGAGUACUGCGUCUGGUUCUAUCAAGAUGCUUCAAAAUGUAUGCCAAGUUGGUACGAAUCGUGCGCGUGAGAGUCGGCACAUCGGUCCGAGGUGUCCCCUUUUGGCUCCACUGGGUGUUGAGUCUUGAACCGCUUGCCAGUGAACGUUGCAGGCGCUAAACUCCAUGCUCCUUCUUGUUAUCGCUGUUUGAAACACUCAAAUUCUAUUGAAAGACGCUCAGCAGAGGAUGACGACCCCACUGACCUCAGACGGCACACUGCGAAGGAUCAAGUCGUUGGGAGAUCUACCUAAGGGAUCCACAGAACCGAGUGAAGACUUUUUGCAGAAUUUAAAGCGGUCCAAGCAUGAACAUCACGACCGUUCCGAUGGAGGUGUUGAGCGGGAUGUUGAGCAUGAUAAUUCGGACAACGGCGUAGGACCGUCCACAAUACGACCGUUAUCAAAGCGAUCAAACUCCUCUAGUCAUAUAUCCCUGUCAAAGCAAACGGAACUUGUGCAAUCAGCCCCUUCCUCGCCUUUCAGAUUGUCUCAAGAGCGAGUCGAGCAACCUGCUCAAGCCGUCCGGCCUGCUGCUACAGCUCCAGCCAUUGCAGAAACUCAUGGUCAUCAGCCUGAAAGACAGCCACAGUCGCGUUACCGCAGAAUAAUGACAUUUUUUGGAUAUGGACGUGGUGCAUCUCGCGAGCGUCGGUCUAACGUAUCGCUUGGAUGGAAUUGUUGUUGGGGCUUGGCACAGAUUAUUGUGAUAAUAGUCAUUCUUGCUUUAUCUUCUCAUCUUGAAAGUAAGACCAUACCAGGAGUCAACCAACUGGAAGCGUGUACUCGACCUUUAGGUGUUUGGGCAGGACUCUGGAUCGGUAGAGUCUUUGUGGCAUGCAUUUUAUCAUAUUGGAGCUGGCAGCGAGAGCGUUUAGCUGCGGCCGUACAAGGGGAUAGUGAAGCAGCAAAUGCCAGCCAAACUCAACCACCUCCCUCAAAUUCGAAUGCCCAAGCAUCUACGAAUUCACCAAGUGCAAACAACGACGCUACUGAUGGAGAAACGCAACCAUCACCACCGCUACCUUAUACCGGCAUUUACAGAAAGCUGACGCUGUUUUCGACUCUUUUCAGUUUCAGUUGGUUCUUGACUGCCCACAUCCUGAUUUAUACCUCUGUUGAAUCCUGCCGACUUUCUUCGCCUCUUAUCUGGUGGCUCAUCUUCGGAAUCCUAUGCAUCACCUACUUGAUGGUCGUAGAAGUCAUCAUUCUAGGCCUGAUAGUAUUUUUGAUCGCGCCGAUACUCUUUCUAUUUUGGAACAUCUUCCUCAUGUGUCUUGGGCGCCAUCCUCUUCAAAACCCCGGCUUGAUCAAACCCGAGAUAGGAAAGCUGUCCAAGUCCGUGGUUGACCGGAUCCCUCUCGUGAUGUACAUCCCACCACCUCCAGAUCCCUCGUCUUUCCCCAUCAAGGUUCCCGAAGCGAUAUACACCUAUCCUCCUUCAACCCCGGGAUCAAGUAAUACCACCCCUACAAAACGGCGUUUUAGAUUCCUCAAAGUCACUACUAGUAAACAGAAAACAGCCGGCAUACCUUCAAAUAAAUCGUCGAUUUCAAAAAGUGAAGGUAAGAAGGCCACGAAGCCUAAUGUUCCUGAGACCUGGGAAGACCACUGGGAGCAAGAAGGAUACCCUUUUGUCGUUCUGGAAGGCAAUCGUGCAGCGUGCGCCAUUUGCUUAAUGGACUUUGAGGAGCCAAAACGAAUAGUAGACACGUCGGAGAAAGGCGAGAAGUCGUCAGCUGAGGCCACUCCUGACAAUGCUGCAGAAGGGCAGAGGGAUGUGGAAUUGAAGCCAGAAGAUACCGGAGAUGGUGCGCAGCCAUUAAGGCUUUUAGCAUGCGGACAUGUAUUUCACCCGACGUGUCUAGAUCCCUGGUUAACUGACGUUUCUGGUCGUUGUCCUGUUUGCCAAAGGGCUGUAGAACUUCCUGGGCCUUCAUCAAAAAGGACGAAGCGGAGCGACUCAUGAAAUAUAACUGGAUUGGACUGUAGCAUAUAUGUACUAUUCAUUUUAUGGAAGCUACGACUGUGAGGAUGUAAGAUUUCGUAGUAUACUGGAUCUGAAUGUUGGUGCGGAGGAUGGAAGGGAGAGAGCCACAGUCCUCCAACUACGUUAUUAUCAUAAAUGCUGCGAUGAGCAAAGUGCACAGUUCUCCCUUGUCAUCAGUUUUAGUCAAUUCAAAGUUUCAAU
This is a messenger RNA of Guyanagaster necrorhizus, 2303 nucleotides long. RefSeq lists its product as uncharacterized. Gene Ontology annotation, biological process: ubiquitin-dependent protein catabolic process; protein ubiquitination. Lineage: Eukaryota; Fungi; Basidiomycota; Agaricomycetes; Agaricales; Physalacriaceae. The record is from RefSeq and is a predicted model, not a curated record. The coding region runs from base 303 to 2081 and encodes 592 amino acids. Gene Ontology annotation, molecular function: ubiquitin protein ligase activity. The transcript is spliced from 7 exons.